AUACGCUACAUUAAAAACGAUUGAAAUAUCAAAGUAAUUUAAGAGUUUAAGGCAAGAGUUUUGUUUUAUAAUAUUUUUAGUGAUUUGCUUUAGAUCAUAAUUAUAGAUGGUAUUGCUGUCCAGCUAAUUGAAUGAAACUUCUAAAUACUAAUCCACUAGAGACAUGAUUGUGCCCAGCAAAAGUUUUCAUUCAGAUCGGUCUUCUUUAACACAGUUUCUCUUUACUGUUUCACCAGGCUGGAAGAAAGAUGGCAGAUGCUAUUGUCACCACUGCCAUUGAAAGAAUUUCCAACCUGCUCAUCCAAGAGGCAGCCGUUCUUUCUAAUGUGAGAAAGGAAGUUGAGCGAUUGCAAGCUGAAUUGAGGCGAAUGCAGUGCUUCUUGAAAUAUACAGACUGCAAGCAAGACCAAGAUGAGGUUGUUCGCAACUGGGUAGCUGAUAUCAGAGAAGUUGCUUAUGAUGCAGAGGAUGUCAUAGAUGCCUUCCUGCUCACCAUUCCAAGAAGAGAAGUUGGAUUUUGUGGACUCAUCAAGAAGUCUACGUCUAUGCUCACCAAGGCUCCCCAACUCCGUGAUAUUGGACAACAAAUUUACUCCAUACGAAAUAGGAUUGGGGAUAUUUCUACUAGCAUGCAGACUUACGGCAUCAAAUUUGUUGGAGAAGCAGAGGGAUCUAGUUCGGCCAGUGAGAUGCAGCGACGACUCAGGAGAAUCGAUCCAUAUGACGACGAUGAACAUGUUAUCAGAUUGGAAAGUACCACAAAGGAACUUUUGGAUCAAUUGAUGCUAGAGGAUGACCAACGCCGAGUUGUUUCCAUAGUGGGGAUGGGAGGAAUCGGUAAAACCACCCUUGCCAAGCUGGUAUAUAAUCGGUUUGAUGUCAAGCGACACUUCGAUUGUUUGUCUUGGGCUUUCAUAUCUCAACAAUUCUCCCCAGGAGAUGUUUUUUCGGGAAUCCUGAGAGAAGUUGGAGCUAAAUGGGAGAAUAUGGGAAGCAUGAAAGAGGAAGAUUUGAUCAGAACACUCAAAGAUGUAUUGAAGGAGAAGCGAUACUUGGUGGUCCUUGAUGAUAUUUGGAAAGAAGAGGCAUGGGAUAGUUUAAAACGUGCUUUCCCAAAAGGGAAGAAGGGAAGUAAAGUUUUGUUCACUACCCGUGUCAAAGAAGUUGCUUCGUAUGCUGAUCCAAGGAGCUCUCCAGUGGAACCACCAUUUUUGACGAAUGAAGAGGGCUGGGAACUUCUCAGCCGGACAGCAUUUCCAGAAGAUAUUGCAAGUGAGCAAGGUUAUGCACCUGAAUUCGAGAGAAUAGGGAAGGAGAUAGUGAGAAAAUGCGGAGGACUACCACUGGCAAUUGCUGUACUUGGAGGCUUGUUGGCUAACAAGUCACUAAAGGAAUGGGAGAUGGUGCAAAAAGACAUCAAUGCACAAUUCACCAAGUUGCAACAACGUAAUCAGUAUGCAGGGGUGGAUUGGAUAUUAGCUUUAAGCUAUCAAGAGCUGCCAUUUCGGCUAAAACCAUGCUUUCUCUAUCUUUCCCAAUUUCCGGAAGACAUGGAGAUUGACAAGACGACAUUAAUUCGGAUGUGGAUAGCUGAAGGUUUUUUACCUCAACCAUUGAGAGGAGAAGGAGACGAGACAAUGGAAGAUGUAGGCGAACAAUUUUUGGAAGAGCUUGCAAAUAGGUGUAUGGUUCAAGUGAGUGAAAGAGACCACACUGGAAUUGGUAUCAAAAAGUGCCGCAUGCACGAUCUUAUGCGAGAUAUGUGUGUCUCAAAAGCAAGAGAAGAAAGUUUUCUUGGAGUUAUUGAGCAUCAAAAGGACAUAGCAGCUUCCAUGAGCAAGUCACGCAGAAUUGCCGUUCACAAGAUACGCUUUGUGCCCUCAGAAGAAUGUAGUCCACGUCUUCGUUCUCUUCUCUACCUCAACCCAAGGAAGGAGUUUGUAUUUACACUGGACAGGAAUCAAGUAAUUUUUAUUUUCAAGAAUUUGAAAUUGCUGAGAGUCUUAAAUAUUCAAAAUGUGAUUCCAAAAGAGAGUUAUAUACCUAGAGAAAUUGGUGAUCUGAUUCACUUGAGAUAUCUUGGAUUGAGGAACACCAUAUUACAUGUAUUCCCAAAACGCAGAUAUUUACCCAAGUUGAUCACACCAUUGCCUGCAUCCAUUGGCAAUUUGAAGAGUUUAUACACGCUUGAUUUACGACGAGGACGACAUGAGCAGAAUGAUUAUUGGAAAGUACCUGAUGUAAUGUGGAAAUUGAAAUGUUUGAGGCAACUGUUAUUGGAUCCUCAUGCAGAUGAUAAAUGGAAGUGCAGUUUGGAUACAUUAAGACAACUAGAGACUUUGAAGUGGAUAGAAGCUAAGAGUCUAAUUAGAAAGGAUGCACUACUCAAUUUGACUAAUCUUCGAAAUUUAGGAGUUGUGUUCCAGAGAAAAGAAGAAGCUGAGAUGGUUCUAAGAUCUCCCAUUUCUAGAUUGGGACGUCUUUGUUUCUUGAAGAUGGUCAUGUCAGAGGAAAGUUCAUUUGCAAGUUUGGAACCACUUUCUGGUUGUCAUCAUUUGACCAAAUUGAGGUUAAAUGGAAUCAUAUUAGAAGAUCCACAUUCCUCGCUUCACAAUUUGGAAUACCUGCCAGGAAGCCUGGCCAAGUUAAGUUUGAUCAAUUCUAAAUUAAAGAAUGAUCCGAUGGGUAUUCUAAAUAAGCAGCCUAAUCUAAGGUUUCUGGAUUUGGGCUCUAAGUCAUACGAGGGGUCUGAAAUGGUAUGCUCUGCCCAUGGAUUUCCUCAACUUGAGACUCUUAGGCUUUCAGGGUUACAUGUACUAGAAUGGAAAAUAGAGGAAGGUGCAAUGCCAUUUCUCAAGGAUUUAUCUUUAACUUUUCUAAGGGAACUGAAGACGAUUCCUGAAGGAUUGAAAUUUGUUUCUUCCCUUCAAAAAUUGGAUCUCUUUGACAUGGCACAAGAAUUUACAAAAAGGGUUAAAGUCAUAGAUGGAGUAGAAGGAGAGGACUUUGACAAGGUGUGCCACAUACCUUCUAUUAUCGUACAUACCUUCGAUUAUUGUCCGUGAAUAAUGAAGCUACCGUACCUUAAGUAUUCAACUCAUACUUUACAAUCAGGCUAAGAGUGCAGUUUCCGUGUUUUCAUCCUAUUUGGAGUGGUUUUCCUACACCUUCUCAAAAUAAGGAAUUUUAAAUUGAAUUGUUCCAUAGAUGAUGUAUUCCUGUGUUUAUUUGUUGCUUGUUUACCUCAUGUAAUCUUUGUAUAUUUCUUUUGGAUUUGAAGGAAGAAAAACCAAGGAAAAAAUAUCCUUGAACUUGUAGAAAAUGUGAAGUUUGAAGCAAUAGUAUCACAUGCUUCAACAGUUUCUUUA
This is a messenger RNA of Hevea brasiliensis (rubber tree), 3368 nucleotides long. RefSeq names its product probable disease resistance protein At1g58602. Gene Ontology annotation, molecular function: ADP binding. Bases 249 to 3065 code for a protein of 938 amino acids. Gene Ontology annotation, biological process: defense response to other organism. The transcript is spliced from 2 exons. The record is from RefSeq and is a predicted model, not a curated record. NCBI's taxonomy places the organism in Eukaryota, Viridiplantae, Streptophyta, Magnoliopsida, Malpighiales, Euphorbiaceae.